UGAGAUUCUGCUUCGGCCCAGCCAAUAGGGUCAGGGCAGGGGGCGUGGCGGGAAGUUUGAAACGCCUGGCUUUGGGAGUUGUUUUUCGAGCUGAUAGUGUUCUCCCCGAGGUCGAGCUGGGGCUCGCCGGGCGUCCCCACCGCUCGUGGAGAUGGGCUCUACUCAGAGCAUCUCAGGCACUCCAGCGCGGCCUCUGCCACACAACAAGCAUCUGGCUCGGGUAGCAGACCCUCGUUCACCUAGCGCCGGUAUCCAGCGCACUCCUAUUCAGGUGGAGAGCUCCCCGCAGCCAAGUCUGCCAACAGAGCAGCCGAGCAGUCCUAAGCUAGCCCAGGACCCAGACCCCCGCUCUCCUACUCUUGGCAUUGCACGGACACCCAUGAAGAUCGGUGCUGCAGACCCUCAGAGUCCCCUGAUGAGAGAACUGAGUGAAGUAUUUGAGACCGAAGCUUCCAAGUCCAUCUCCCCUGCAGAGCUAGCUCUACCCCAGCAAACACCUUUAUCUUCUGAACUGGACCUGCCUUUGGAGACUCAGUUAUCCCUAGAGGACCAGUUGCUGCCUUGGAGCCAGCCUGAACUCCCCUCCAAACAGGUGUUUACCAAGGAGGAAGCUAAACAAUCCACAGAAACCAUAAUUGCCAGCCAGAACUCAGACAUGCCCUCAAGAGAUCCUGAGACUCCCCAGUCUUCAGGUUCUAAGCGCAGUAGACGGAAAGCAAACAGCAAGGUGCUAGGGAGAUCCCCUCUCACCGUCCUGCAGGAUGACAACUCCCCUGGGACCUUGACAUUGCGACAGGGUAAACGACCUUCUCCUCUAAGUGAGAAUGGUAAGGACCUAAAGGAAGGAGUCAUUCUUGGAACUGGAAGAUUCCUGAAAACUGGAGGAGCAUGGGAGCAAAACCAGGACCAUGACAAGGAAAAUCAACACUUUGCUUUAAUGGAGAGCUAGGUCCACGCUGGGUUCACCCAGCGUCUGGCGAUAGUCUCUUUCCCCAAGAGCACUGAGCAAAGUCAGGCUCCUCCCAGGCUGCCACCUCUGGUACUUGGAUGUUGUUUUGUUUUGUGUGUUUCUUUUCAUAUUAAAGGAGAUGGUUUUAAAUGA
Microtus oregoni (creeping vole) is the source of this 1102-nucleotide messenger RNA. RefSeq names its product cell division cycle associated 3 (gene Cdca3). Bases 152 to 949 code for a protein of 265 amino acids. The record is from RefSeq and is a predicted model, not a curated record. Lineage: Eukaryota; Metazoa; Chordata; Mammalia; Rodentia; Cricetidae. The transcript has 6 exons.